Rhineura floridana is the source of this 1257-nucleotide messenger RNA. It is a transcript of the gene RIPPLY2, whose product is annotated as ripply transcriptional repressor 2. Gene Ontology annotation, cellular component: nucleus. Gene Ontology annotation, biological process: negative regulation of transcription by RNA polymerase II; embryonic pattern specification. The record is from RefSeq and is a predicted model, not a curated record. Lineage: Eukaryota; Metazoa; Chordata; Lepidosauria; Squamata; Rhineuridae. The transcript has 4 exons. The coding region runs from base 279 to 665 and encodes 128 amino acids.
UAACACUCACUUGCCAAAUCUCUCCCUGGGCCAUUUGGGGCUCGCACGCGUCCACGCUCCUUGUUUACCCUGAUGCGGCUUUCACGCGCAGCCUUUUUGUUUACCUCUCCGGCAAAUGAGAUGAGGCGGCUGGGAGACUGCGUAGCAGUCAUUAUAAAAACCCCACGGGCGACAGCCGAUCCAGAGCCCAGUCCCGGAGAAAUCUCCGAAGAGGCGAGACGAGGAGGAAGCAGCAUCUGUGGCACUUGAGCUGGGUUGACUGCGGCGAGGGACGGAGCAUGGAGAGUUCGCCAGUCUGCCUCUGCGGUUCUCCUCCCCAUGGAGCUCGGAGCCCCCGGAUUUGCUGCAAGGGACAAGCAAGGUCCGAAGGAUUCUGGAGACCUUGGAUUCCCACCCACAAAGAUGCAGAAAGGCAGCACAGGCAAAACCACAGGGCGUUGUGCAGCCUUUCUGAGACUACAGAAGACUCAGCAAAACUCACACAGUAUAUACACCCAGUCAGGUUAUUCUGGCCCAAAUCAAGGUGCUUUGACUACUUGUAUCAAGAAGCUGAAGCACUUCUGAGGAACUUUCCUGUCCAAGCUACAAUUUCCUUUUAUGAAGAUUCCGAGAAUGAAGAUAGUGAUGACUUGGAACAUGAUUCUGGAGCAGAAUUGGAUUCUUAAUUAUAAUGAGUGUUAAUAUCACUGUUUAUUUUCAUUAAUUUAAUAUUAAUAUCAAUAUGCUCAUAGUAUUUUAAGCUAAUUUAUAUGUAAAUUAUUUUAAAUUAAAAUCAAACGUUUCACAUUUUUAUAACUUCAGUAGUUUAUUUUGUACCUUCCACAUACCCACCCACCCUCCAUUAUUCUGAAAACAGUAACCUUGUUAUGCUAGUAGCAUAUAGCACUAAAUCAAUAGCAAUAAAAUUAAUAGAAUUAUAGCUGCGAGAUGGAUGGAGGAACUGUGGCAGGGGUGGGGGUGAGACUGUAUAUUGGAAUCUGGAGAACUACAUGUUUUUUCCUUAAAAAGGAAAUUUUAGCAUUUUUAUUUUUUAUAUCUGAUUCUAAACAUAUUUAUUAGGAAGAAGCCCUAUUGAUUUCAGUGGGAGUUAUGUUCAUGUAGACAUGCUUAGGAUCUCAGCCUUGUAAUGUUUUUCAGGGUGACAAAUGGGAAGGUGUGUCACACAUACCAGCAUGAAGGAGAAAUAUGAUUUUCUGGGUUCCAUGUUACACAUCAUCAUGUAUGAAAAUAUUGUCUUUCUGGAUGCUGCUCUUAGAA